CCUCCCACCCCCUCCCCCCAAGCGCACAUCCGAACCUCCUCCCUGCACCCCAUAACCCCCUCCCCCACCCCCUUCAACCACCUCGUCCUCGACCCAUCGACAAAACAAACCCUCAAAGCCGUGAUAACCCCCUUCUCCUCCCCCCUCUCUUCCCCUUCCCAAAUCUACCCCUGGCCAAGUGACAUAAUCCCCGACAAAGGCCUCGGUAGGAUCUUCCUCCUCCACGGCCCCCCAGGCGUGGGGAAAACCCUUACAGCAGAAGUCUCCUCCCUCCUCACCCGCCGCCCAUUACUCCCCCUCACCCCCGCCGACCUCCCCCCUUCCCCUUCGGAAAUCGAAACCUCGUUGUCAUACUACCUCACCCUGUCGGAACGCUUCGGCGCCCUAGUCCUUAUCGACGAGGCAGACGUCUACCUUGAGCGUCGCCAAUCCAAAGAUCUCCGUCGUAACAGUCUUGUGUCGGUAUUCCUGCGGGCGCUGGAGUAUUACAAGGGGGUGAUGAUGCUCACGACGAACAGAGUGGAGAUGUUUGAUGAUGCUUUUACCAGUCGGAUUCACGUCGCGUUGCACUAUAAAGAACUGGAUGAGGAGCAGAGGGGGCGGGUUUGGGAGGUGGGGUUUGAUAGGCUGGAACGGGAGAGUAAUGGGCGGGUGGUGGUUCACACAGCGGCGAGGGAGUGGGUUAAGGGGAAAGAGAUGAGGGAGUUGGGGUGGAACGGACGGGAGAUCAGGAACGGGCUUCAGACUGCUGUUGCGCUGGCGGAGUUUGAGGCAAACGAAAAGGGGGUGGUGGGACGGGUGGUGGUGAAAGAGGGGCAUUUGAAAACGGUGGGGGGGUUGAGCAGGGGUUUUAGGGAGUAUAUGAGGGAGAGGAAGGGAGGGUUGGAAGAGUAG
This is a messenger RNA of Podospora anserina S mat+, 894 nucleotides long. RefSeq lists its product as uncharacterized. NCBI's taxonomy places the organism in Eukaryota, Fungi, Ascomycota, Sordariomycetes, Sordariales, Podosporaceae. The transcript has a single exon. The annotation marks the transcript as partial. The record is from RefSeq and is a predicted model, not a curated record. Gene Ontology annotation, molecular function: ATP hydrolysis activity; ATP binding.